This is a messenger RNA of Diachasmimorpha longicaudata, 899 nucleotides long. Its product is annotated as histidine-rich glycoprotein-like. The transcript has a single exon. Lineage: Eukaryota; Metazoa; Arthropoda; Insecta; Hymenoptera; Braconidae. Bases 7 to 789 code for a protein of 260 amino acids. The record is from RefSeq and is a predicted model, not a curated record.
UCCAAGAUGACGGGAGUCCAGCGGGUACUUCUUGCUUUGUCCUUAUUGUCAGGAUUUUCCCUGAAAUUAUGUCUCGCACGACGAGUUGACAAUUACCAAGUGGAUCAGCCACCACCAAGAGCUUUCUACGAUUUACUGCCCGCAGGAACUGAGCACAAGGGCCAUCAUCACGAGGAGAAAGGUGGCCAGCAGCAUCACUCCGAUCAUCACGAGGAGCACGGGGAGAAGGGGGAUAAGGGCUACCACAAGCACCACGAGCACGACAAGAAGGAGCACGAGGAUCAUGGGAAGGAGCAUCACGAGGGCCACGAGGAGGAGCACGGUGGACACGUGAAGAAGCAUCACGACGAGCAUGAGAAGCAUGGGAAGCAUCACGAGAGUGAGAAGGGCCACAAGGGCGGGAAAUUCGGGGAGAAGAAGGGCCACAAGAAGGGCCACAAGACCAAGGGAUAUCACAACAAGUUUCACAAGGACGAGUACCACAAGGAGCACAAGUUCUAUGAUGACUUCCACAAGGGCGGACAUCACAGCAAACAUGGAGACUUCAAGGCCCAUCAUGAGAAGAAGGAGGGGGGGCACAAGAAGGGCGAGAAGGAGCAUCACGGGUAUGAUGAGCAUCACCAUGGGAAGAAGGGACACGAGAGCAAGGGACAUCAUGACGAGGAUCAUAAGGGACAUCAUGGCAAGCAUGGGCAUGACAAGCAUCAUCAUCAUCAUGAACAUCAUGGGAAGAAGGGACAUCAUCACGAGGGGAAGAAACAUGGGUACAGCAAGGGCCACAAGGCGUGAACAAUGUCUUCGUUGGGAAUUUUUAGUCUAUUAACAUAUUGGCAUUUGUUGAAUUUGUUUGUGAAACGUUUGUUUAUGUAUUACACAUUUUUUGUAAAUAAAUCAUUUUG